GCUCUGUGCAGGAACAGGGCUGGCUCAACGCCGGCAUACAAAAUAGAAAUCGGGAAAUAAUAAAUAAAAAUUUACAAAAAUGUUAUUCAAAGCGCUUCUACUGGUACUUGCUAUUAUACAAAUCAGCGCCGAAGAAUAUGACACCGCAAUACUGCCAGAAGCCUAUAUAGAUGCCGCUGAACGCUCGACACAUACGAACAACUGGGCCGUGUUGGUGGAUGCCUCGCGUUUCUGGUUCAAUUAUCGUCAUGUGGCCAAUGUGCUGUCCAUUUAUAGGUCCGUCAAACGCCUCGGCAUACCCGAUUCGCAGAUCAUUUUGAUGAUUGCCGACGAUAUGGCCUGCAAUGCGCGUAAUCCGCGACCCGGCCAGGUGUACAACAAUGCGAAUCAGCACAUCAACGUGUAUGGCGACGAUGUGGAGGUUGAUUAUCGGGGCUACGAGGUGACCGUUGAGAACUUUGUCCGGCUGCUAACGGGCCGCACUCAAAACGGAACAGCACGUUCCAAGAAAUUGCUCUCGGAUGCGGGUAGCAAUGUGCUCAUCUAUUUGACGGGACAUGGCGGCGAUGGCUUUCUGAAAUUCCAGGACUCCGAAGAGAUAACCAGCCAGGAACUGGCCGAUGGCAUACAGCAAAUGUGGGAGAAGAAGCGCUACAAUGAGCUUUUCUUCAUGGUGGACACUUGCCAGGCGGCGUCGCUGUACGAGAAGUUUAUAUCGCCCAACGUAUUAGCUGUAGCCAGCAGUCUGGUCGGCGAGGAUUCGCUAUCGCAUCACGUCGACCCCUCGAUUGGCGUCUACAUGAUCGAUCGCUACACCUACUAUGCACUUGAGUUUCUGGAGAAGGUGCAGCCCUUUAGCAAGCGCACAAUUGGCGAAUUUUUGCAAGUGUGCCCCAAGCGCGUCUGCAUCUCGACUGUCGGCGUUCGCAAGGAUUUGUACAGACGCGAUCCGAUGAAAGUGCCGAUCAUAGAUUUCUUUGGCGCCAUACGACCAACACGCGUAUCCACCGGGCGCAUCAAUGUAACGCUGGCCAACGAAGAGGACUUCACCGAUGUCGCCCAUAUCCAACCAAAGAAGCAGUUCAAGAUCGUCGUUCAGCCGCAGUUUAUAGCCAAAAUCAAUAAAUAAGACUUAGACCGGGCGCAGCGAGCAAAUAAAU
Messenger RNA from Drosophila navojoa, 1160 nucleotides. It is a transcript of the gene PIG-K, whose product is annotated as Phosphatidylinositol glycan anchor biosynthesis class K. Gene Ontology annotation, cellular component: GPI-anchor transamidase complex. The record is from RefSeq and is a predicted model, not a curated record. Gene Ontology annotation, biological process: attachment of GPI anchor to protein; proteolysis. Gene Ontology annotation, molecular function: GPI-anchor transamidase activity. NCBI's taxonomy places the organism in Eukaryota, Metazoa, Arthropoda, Insecta, Diptera, Drosophilidae.